Molecule: messenger RNA, 7508 nt
Organism: Gavialis gangeticus (Gharial)
Lineage: Eukaryota; Metazoa; Chordata; Crocodylia; Gavialidae
Gene: MYRF
Product: myelin regulatory factor
Exons: 26
Coding region: 28-3414 (1128 amino acids)
Biological process (GO): central nervous system myelin maintenance; positive regulation of DNA-templated transcription; protein autoprocessing
Cellular component (GO): nucleus; endoplasmic reticulum membrane
Molecular function (GO): DNA-binding transcription factor activity; sequence-specific DNA binding
Source: RefSeq, a predicted model, not a curated record
CCCGCCCGCCCCGUGCAUGGCCCAGCUAUGGAGGUGGUGGACGAGACGGAGGCUCUGCAGCGCUUCUUUGAAGGUCAUGAUAUCAAUGGAGCUCUGGAGCCUUCCAACAUUGAUACCAGCAUUUUGGAAGAGUACAUCAGCAAGGAAGACUCACCAGAUAUAUGUUUCCCUGACAUCCCUGCCUCAGCCAGCUACGCACACGCCCAGCCUUCUAGUUCUGCCACUGCCAAUGCUUCUGUGGCCAGCUCGAUCUCCAGUGCUGGUCAUGUGAACAACUCAGUGUCCACAGGCUCACUCCACCUUGGUCCCCCGGGUAGCCAAGUCCCGGUCCGUCAUGGUCCUCUUUUGCCCAACCCCUGUGGACCCAGCUACAGUGCUCACCUUAACUGCAAUAAUAACAAUGGCAUGGUAGUGCCCAAGGGGUACCUCAGCGGCCACUGCCUGAAUAACGUGGUCCCUCCAAUCAAAGCGGAGCCCAAGGCCUCCUAUGCACCUGGCACUUUACCUGACUCUCCCCCGGACUCCGGAUCAGAAGCGUACUCCCCUCAGCAGGUGAAUGAUCCUCACCUCCUUCGGACCAUGACCCCUGAGAACAUGUGCCACAUGACCCCCCCUUCCCGGUUGGAGCACCCUCCUCCACCUCCUCCACCCCCGCCUCCUCACCUCCAGGGCCCCCCACCUCCUCCACCGCCUCCACCCCAUCCACACCAGCCGCCGCCGCACAACCCCCACUAUCCCAGCAUGCAGCGGGACAUGUACAUGAAGGCUGAGCCGCUGAUGCCACCAUAUGGCAUGGGGCAGGGUGUGUCGCCUGGUGAUCUCCACCAUGCCCAGCAGUCCCAGAUGCUUCACCAGUUACUUCAGCAGCACGGAGCUGACCUCCCAGUGCACCCUGCCAAGAAGAGGAAACACUCCGAGUCGCCCCCCAAUACCCUUAAUGCGCAGAUGCUCAACGGGAUGAUAAAACAGGAGCCAGGUAUGGGGUCUGUGCCACUCAGCCUUGACAGAGUCCAAACGCCUCCCUGGCACCAACAGGGGGCACUCUCACCAGGCCUGGUUCAAGAUAAUGACAGCCUAAAUGGCUCUUACCUGGAUCCCAACUACCAGUCCAUAAAGUGGCAGCCACACCAGCAGAACAAGUGGGCAACUCUGUACGAUGCCAACUACAAGGAGCUCCCUAUGCUAACCUACCGGGUGGAUGCAGACAAAGGGUUCAACUUCUCAGUGGGUGAUGAUGCCUUUGUGUGCCAGAAGAAGAACCACUUUCAAGUCACAGUGUACAUCGGCAUGCUUGGAGAUCCUAAGUAUGUGAAGACGCCAGAGGGCCUGAAACCCCUUGAGUGCUUCUAUCUGAAACUGCAUGGAGUCAAGCUAGAGGCCUUGAACCAGUCGAUCAACAUAGAACAGUCGCAGUCUGAUCGUAGCAAACGUCCCUUCAACCCUGUCACGGUCAACCUGCCUUCUGAGCAGGUUACAAAGGUCACUGUGGGGCGGUUGCACUUCAGCGAGACCACAGCCAAUAACAUGAGGAAGAAAGGCAAGCCUAACCCUGACCAGAGGUACUUCAUGCUGGUUGUGGCCUUGCAGGCACAUGCCCAAAAUCAAAACUACACGCUCGCAGCCCAUAUCUCUGAGCGCAUCAUUGUCAGAGCCUCAAACCCAGGACAGUUUGAGAGUGACAGUGAUGUUCUCUGGCAGCGGGCUCAGCUCCCUGACACUGUCUUUCACCAUGGCCGAGUUGGCAUCAACACCGACCGCCCUGAUGAAGCCCUUGUGGUUCACGGCAAUGUGAAAGUCAUGGGUUCACUGAUGCACCCAUCUGAUAUCCGCGUGAAAGAGGACAUCCAGGAGGUGGACACCACUGAACAGCUGAAGAGGAUCUCCCGUAUGCGCCUGGUGCACUAUAACUACAAGCCAGAGUUUGCUGCCACCAUGGGGAUUGAAAAUACCCUAGAGACAGGUGUCAUUGCUCAGGAAAUAAAAGAGAUUCUCCCAGAAGCUGUGAAAGACACUGGGGACCUGGUCUUCGCCAAUGGGAAGACCAUUGAGAACUUCCUGGUGGUGAAUAAGGAGCGGAUCUUCAUGGAGAACGUUGGGGCGGUGAAGGAACUUUGCAAAUUGACCGACAACUUGGAGACCCGCAUCGAUGAGUUGGAGAGGUGGAGUCACAAACUAGCCAAGCUCAAGCGCUUAGACAGUAUGAAGUCGACUGUCAGCUCUGGGGCCUUCAGCCAAGCAGGAAGUCAGUUCAGCCGUGCAGGAAGUGUUCCCCACAAAAAAAGGCCCCCCAAAAUGGCUAGCAAGUCCCCGUCUCCUGUCACGGAACAAGCCUGCAUCAGCCAGCGCUUCCUCCAGGGUACCAUCAUCGCUCUGGUCAUCAUCAUGGCAUUCAGUGUGGUGUCCAUGUCCACUCUCUACGUGCUGAGCUUGCGCAAUGAGGAGGACUUGGCAGAUAUUGAUGGAUCAAAUCAGAACUUUGACAAGACAGAGGUUGUACGUUCUACUAUGUCACCCAGUACACCCAGCAACGGAGCCCCCUUACACAUCACAACAAACAUGCACAACUUGCCACAUGGCAUGUCCAGCCAAAGUGUGCUAGCAUGCUUCAGCCCUCCAUGCUUCUCCAUCUGCUGUUCUGCUACUCCCACCAAUGCAUCCUCUGUUGCUGUCUCUGAGACCAGCCCCACACAUGCCACCAACCGGACAGACCAAAGCCACACAUCACUUCUGCCAGUGACGAACAUCAAAGCCAAAUCCAGGGGCAUCACUGGGAAAGUGAUGUCCCACACAAAGUGGACAAAGAACCCUGAGAGAUCGCAGGGCUUUGGCAGCCCCAAUGCCAGCCCGUCCUCCCCCUUCACCCACAUCCAGAGCAAGUCCAAGUACAUCUCCCAGCUCUCACUGUCCCGCAACAGCUUCCCACAAGGGCAGGCCCGGCAGCAACGCAGCGUCAGCCCAUCAGGGAGUGAGCAACCCCAGGUGGCAGGCUCAAGUCCUUUACUCCACUCCAUACAGAUUGUAGAAAUUGGCAUGGCCAUCACAUCCCAGUACUGUGCAACUAGCGACACAUGCAGGAUGGGAAACCUCACCUACCGCAUUCCCAUCAGCCAGCUCACAGCAGUGAACACCAACAUGACCUUGGAGAUGAAUGCCUCUUCGGCUGUGUCCAUCUACCUUUGUGGCAUUGACUCCAGCAGGCCGUGUCAGGAUGCCGUGAGUGUCGACAGCUCCACCAGUACAACAGGGACCCAGGAAAGGAUGCAUCGUUGGCCUAUAGUAAUGCUGUCAUUCCAGGAAUUCACCUACCACUUUCGGGUAGCCUGGCCUGGCUACACCAACUGUAGUGCCACAACUGAGCAAAUGGGACAUCGUUUCACUGACUAUUAUUUCCAGUUUUAUUGGCUCUGCAAGUGAAUCCUGGCUGCACCAGUGCCCUUUAAUGGGACAGAGGAAGGGAACUGGUAAAAUCUUCUAGACUGCUCCAUACCUUCCUCUGUGAACUCCCAAGUCCCAUUGUGCUCCUGCCUUCCUCUCUAGACUCCAAACUGGAGACAACAUAGACACUGAGUGCAAAACAAGCAAGGAACAUGGAACAGUGCAACUGCGCCACAAUACCUAUAAACACCAUAUCCCACAAUACCCUGAGGAACUCUUUCCCUCCUCUCUUGCUCCCUCCCUUACAACACUGGAUCUAAGAGUGUUACACUGGAUCGAGCAUGGACAGGUUUAUCCCAGCCCCUCAGAGCUGUGACUGCAGCAUGGCUGGCAACUCCAGCCUGAGUGGGCCCAUUGCUUUUUGAAGCAAUGCAGCAGCUCUCUGCAACACUGGAAUUUGUUGUCAACACUGGAGCGCUUUUUAAUGCAGAAGCACUGGAAUUCCUUCUGGACAUACUGGAAAUCAGACACUGGAGUUGCUGUUCUUGCUGGUCAGCCAGCAGUCGUUUCCCUGCAUUCCUGAUUUCCUGGACUCUAAAUGAAGCCAAAACCCAUAACUGAAGGCUUCUCACACACAGACAUGCACUCUGCCAAGAGCAGAACCAGGGAGGCCACAGAAUUCCUCUUGAUCCCUUUGCUCCCUCCCUGUUUCCUACACUCCAUGAAGAGCAGGCCUGGAUGGACAGACUUCCCAGAUAAACUGCUCAGACUAUGCUGAAGCCAUUCCUUGUGCAGGCAAGGGGUUGUUUGUGUUAUCUCCUUUCCUAAAGAUGUGGGAAAAGAGGCUUCUCAGGUCCAGAAGCAGUCACCCAUCUGCCUGAGGCUCCAGUUUGCAGGGGCUCCUUACUGGAGCCUGCACUUAUUUCAGUCAUUGGAUGGAUGUGGAGGCUGUCCUGUUCCAACAGUGAAGACAGCAAUGCAGAAUGGGGGAAAGGCUGCUAGACAGCCAGGUGGGCUGGGUUUACAGUAUCUUCUGGUGCAUACAGAGCUGUUCCCCAAGGGGGUCUCUGCCAAAUCCAUUCUCCUACCCUGAGGAUUUCCUGCAGGAGGGGCCAGCAAAAGUGACUGUAGGCCCUGUUGCCCGUUGGCCUGCCGAGUGUGCUGGGUGUUUUACUGUUACAAGGUCUUAACUUGCUAAACUACUGACUUUUUAAAGCAGUAUAAAAAUAGGCCUCUUACUCGUCAUUUUUGACCUAUUUUCGUCUUACAUAGGAAACCAAAGGGGGCUGGUGCUUUACCCUGUCUGGAAGCCUGAGAACUGUCCUGGUACUGUGGCAGUAGGGCUUGUCAGACUUUGACAAAUACAGUCAGUUCCUGGCUGCUCCUUUCCCUUUUCCCCCACUCCGUCACAGGAAGGAAGUUUCUGCCUUUCUGGAGUCAGGAGCCAUACCAGACUGCUACUUCAAGAGGGGAAUUAAGGCAACUGGGGAGGAAACACCGUUCUUCCAUCCUCAACCAAACUAGAAAGCUCCUCUAGGAGAAACAGUCUUACCUGUGGCACAGUCUCAUCACCUGAUGUAGGCAGCUUUAACCAAACUGGGGAUGGGCACCUGUGUCAGGGGCCAGGUACUAAGGCAGGAGCCAUGAUUACCAUCCCUUGCCUUUAGUGAAGACAAACUCAGCCAUCCAACUGCUGGCUCAGGUCACACCUCUGGAAAGAAUGCAUGGCUUCAAAUUACUUUGGUUCACCACCAGCUGGCACUGUUGCUGCAGGAAAACAGCUGCACACUUUUUGGCCAAAUGUAGAAAUGGUUCCUAUACGGACUCCAGGAACCUCCCCACCCUCUUGCCCCAGCUGAGAAUCAUAGACAAGUUAGGCUGCCAGGGACCUCAGGAGUCCCACCACUUGCUCAAGGCAGGAUCAUCCUUGUCUAAUCAGCCUAGACAAGAAUUAACAUCUUCAGGAACAAAUCCUCACACAACCAACCAGGCAUAAUGCCCAAAACAUCAUAAAUACCCUCUAACUUACUACAGAUAAAACAAGGGGAUGGGGGCAUUAGUUUAUUUGGGGGAUAAGAAACAACCAGGAGAUCCGGUUGUUUCUCUCUAAGUCUGCAAUGCCUGAUUACUUCAGUGGGAGUCAGAGGGCAACUCUCCUAAGGGUCAGCCCUGGCUUUCAAUUCCCACUCUGGUCCUGAAAGCAGAAUUCUGUUAACCAUAUAGUAAUGAUCUAUUUACUAAAAUGCACUUAAAAACUGGCGGGGAGGAACAAGAGAGUGAGUAUUGAAUAUGUGGCAACUAGGGCAGGCCUGUGCUACUCCAGGCAUCACAGUAGAGAAGAACAGAAGGCCCCUAUAUGCCCACAGUCACUGCUCCAUUCUUAAUAGGACUCUGUGAUCCUGUCAGCAGCUUACAAAGUUCUCCAAUGCAACUCUGGAAAAGACACUUGAUGCUUUUACAUUGAUUUCCGUGCUUGCCUUGAACUCUGCUGGCCUUAAGCUGGGAAAUUUCUUAUAUGGCAGCUUUUGUUCACUGUUUGGCAAUCAGUGGCCCCAAUCUUGCAAACACCUGCUCAAGUGAGUAAUCUCAUAUAUCCUGCUGAGAGCACUCAAUUGAGGGUUAACACUAUCGUGUUCAGCCAGUAUUUUUCCUCUCUGUUUUGAACAGAGUGGAAUUGAAUGCCUGUACUUUAAAUAAAGGCAGAGCUGUCCUUACACACUGUUGGGACCAGGGUUGAAGACACUGCAAUCACCACCAAACAAUCCCCUCCCUUCCCCCCAGUGGUGUUCUCAGAGGGAAUGGCUGAUAGCAGUUAGGAGGAUCCAUAGGUGCAUUUCACAUCUCUACAAAAGAAGGCACCUGCUGGGGGGGGCAAUCACUGGAAGUUGAAUAUCAGUGGUGGAAAGCUGCAUGCUAGUGGAAGUGUGCUGAUGUAGUGCCAGUAUCCCCUGGUGCUCCAGCAUAGAAUCAGUCAGUACUUUCAUCCAAUGCCAGUUUUGAACGCUUGCAGUAACUUCUCUAGCACCUUUUCCUGUCAACAUGACCUAUAUGCAGGGGCGGCAGGUGAGAUGUGUAACACAUGCUCUGGGAUGGCUCAACAAGGAUGGCUGGUUAGUUUCUCAGUACUGUGUUCACUUCCCCUUCCAAAGGUCAAGGCAAUAAUUAAAAUCUAGGGGUGAGUCCUACUCACUCCAAACCAUUUUAAAGCAAAAAUGGCAGUGGCUAGCUAACAUCUUAGGUAUUUCCAAGAUGCAAUAAAAACAGAUUCCAAAUGUGCUUUUAUGAUUUCUUACAUUUUAUAGCACCUUUCAUCCUAAAAGUAAUUUACAAACUACAUACAGAUCUUGUCAGCAGUGACAGAAUGGUAUGUCAGCUAAGCAGGAACCAGAGUCUCACAGGAGUGCGGUACAUUUGUUAGCAGGUAAAAUGUCACAUGCUGGCAUCAGUCCAUAGAAAUGAUUGUGCUCUGUGGAGACCACCAGAGAAAGUUGUCUCUGCUUUACUCACCUGCAGCAAGAGAUGUUUUUACCUCUUUGAAAAUAGUAACAGCAAGAGUUAACAAUCAGGCCUUUCCCUGCAUGAGACAGAGGGAGCUCUGAGCUACUGUUUCCAACCUUGCAAGCAGGGAGCAACUUUCUCUCUGUUUCUGGAAACCUGAAGCUCCAUCUCUUUAGACAUCCUUGGCUGGGAGGAAGACAAGUGUGAACACAGAGCCACUUUCUGAAGUUUGGCUGUUUUGGAGUUUGUUUCAAAAGCAAAUUCAUAAGCCUUUUGGCCUCCUGUUAAAGCUUAAAAGCCUGUAAAUAGAAAUUGCGCUGCCACCACUGCACAGAUUAAGGAAAAAGUUAAGCACUAAUUUGUUUGGUUUAAGUGUUGCUGUCACAGCUUUAAUCACUGUAUAUUGCCAGCAGAUUUGUAGAGUUACAUUCUUAGCAGAUGUUAUUAAUGAUUAUUUGUUUUUUUUUGCUCUGGGGGAAAGCCUGGCUUCCCCCUUUUCUCUUUGAUUUGUAUUUAUAUUUUGCUGAAUUUUGGGGUGCUGGUUCUCAGGACUCCCCAACUUUUUGUUUGGCUUAUCUAGACUUAUGUUUUAUGCUGGAGGUAAAUAUACCGAUAUAAAUAAAUAUAUAAAUACU